Molecule: messenger RNA, 1076 nt
Organism: Sciurus carolinensis (gray squirrel)
Lineage: Eukaryota; Metazoa; Chordata; Mammalia; Rodentia; Sciuridae
Product: collagen alpha-2(V) chain-like
Exons: 5
Coding region: 1-561 (186 amino acids)
Source: RefSeq, a predicted model, not a curated record
AUGGGCGGGCGCGGAGGCGCGGACACCGCCGGCGACCCGGGCCGCGGGCCGCCGCAGCCGCGUCCGGGCGCGCGGGGUGGGACUCGCCGCGGUGCCUCUGCCGACCCAGGGGCGGCGGCGCAGCCGGCAGGGGAAGCGGGGCCGGGGCGCGGCGCGGAGGCCCGGGGACCCGGCGCGCGCGAAGGGCGGCGGGGGAAGGCAGGGCCCUGGGCCACCUUAAGGCCCCGGGCCGCCUUGGCUUCGCGGCCGGCCCUCGUGUCUCCGCGCCAUCCCGGGAGGACCAGGGCCUCGGGAAGACCGGGAACCCAGACAGGCAACCAGAGCGGGAUCGCGCGAGUUGGGGUCCGGGCGCAGCCAAGUACAAAAUUUAAAGACUCUACAUUCAACAGUGUACAUAUGUACAUACAGGAAAAAAUGCUGGGAGAAAAUAGAAAAUAUGCUCAACAACUUACAGUCAUUAUGAUAACUGUGUGGAAUGAAUACAGCCCAAAUCCUAGUUGCAGUUUGCUGGGGAAAGGAUUUGACGCAGCUUCAAUCAAAUCACAGAUAUUUGCCUUAUGAACUUUUAUGAAUUUUUAUGUCUUUGUAAUUGCUAGACAAUAAAACACUUGGAGAGUUACGUUUGCCAGGUCAUUAUGUAACCCGACAGCAUUGUGCAUUAGUAAACCAUUAACUCACUCCUACCACUAAAAAGUGGCCUAAAAGCAGAAUCAAAUUUUGGAAUGAUCUCUGUCCUUGCCACACAAAAAUGACACCACUUCCACAAAUUGACUUGGGAUUUUGGAAGUAAGUUGCUUUAUACAGGUGAGUAUUUGAUAAUUCAGGGCUUUGUAUUUGGCUCAUUAUGGUGAAAUAUAAAAGUAAUUUUUAUGAUGAAUUUUUAUAAUUCAUCCUGGCUGUGCAAACCUGAGGUUUGGCAAUUCUUCAUGAACGGAAUGGAACAGAGAGUUGUAACCAAGAUCAAAAUAUAAAUGCUUUCCAUUCUCCUUUUCCCUCUCUUCAUCUUCUGCUGGUUUUAUUUAAAUGACCAGGCUAACAAAAAAGUGCUGUAUUUAAAAAAUAUUUAAUAAAGCUUA